Aethina tumida (small hive beetle) is the source of this 2273-nucleotide messenger RNA. It is a transcript of the gene Lola, whose product is annotated as longitudinals lacking protein, isoforms A/B/D/L. Gene Ontology annotation, biological process: regulation of transcription by RNA polymerase II. The coding region runs from base 149 to 1498 and encodes 449 amino acids. The record is from RefSeq and is a predicted model, not a curated record. Lineage: Eukaryota; Metazoa; Arthropoda; Insecta; Coleoptera; Nitidulidae. The transcript has 5 exons. Gene Ontology annotation, cellular component: nucleus. Gene Ontology annotation, molecular function: protein binding.
UGCAAACUCGCAUCGAAGAAGCCGGCUGGGUUCAGUUCAAAGCCGCCCUUCGAAGACAUUACACUGUCUAAUGUCGUCUCUGUAAAAAUAAUUAAUACAAGUGAAUUAAUUGUGAUAUUUAGUGUUAGUGUGCCAAAAAUAGAGAAAUAUGGACGACGACCAGCAGUUCUGUUUAAGGUGGAACAACCAUCAAUCGACACUGGUAGCGGUCUUUGACACAUUGUUAGAAAAUGGAACGCUGGUUGACUGCACGCUGGCGGCAGAAGGCAAAUGCCUAAACGCACACAAAGUAGUUUUAUCUGCCUGCAGUCCGUAUUUUGAGUCGUUGCUGUCGCGACACUUUGACAAACAUCCCAUAUUAAUACUCAAAGAUGUGAAGUUCCAAGAGCUGAAGGCAAUGAUGGACUACAUGUACAGGGGGGAGGUGAACAUAUCACAGGACCAAUUGGGCGCCCUCCUGAAGGCGGCCGAGUCCCUACAGAUAAAGGGACUCUCCGACAAUAGAAAGGGCGAGACUGAACGCAAACCAGCCCCGGCGCCGCCGCCUCCGAAGAGUCCACAGCCCACAUCGGCACUACCAAAAGUACAAGGCCUCACGAUAGAACAACGCAGCCGGGAAGAUAGCAGGGAGGGAAGCCAGUCGCCGGGUCCACGGAAGAAAAAGCGAAUGAGGCGCAAGAGCGAAGACAUAGACAACCACGACGCCUCAAACUCCUCCGAAUCUCAUAGUCUACCCGCCCAAAACAUUCCCUCGUUACCUGCCGUAUCCAAAUUAAAUGCCGAUGUGCCUGAACCUGUAGAAACCAAAUCCGAUUUAUUAAGGCAUAAGCAAGAAGAUAUCCCACAAGUUCCUACAAUCAAAGAAAAAUUAGAACAUACUGAACUGAUGCUUGAGCCAAAGUCUGAAUAUGUAGAGGACAUGAACGAGGACAGUAUUGAAGAUUUGACCCUAGAUGACGAUGAUAUUAGUAACAUGGAACAAAUGGACGAAGGAGCUGGGCCUAGUCAUGGCAAUAUGGACCAAGGAGGAAAUCAAGGAUUCGGAAACUGGCAUAUGGGAAAUCAAAGUCAAGACGAAGUAUUUUUGGCCGCGCAAGAGGCCGUUGGUGCACAUCGUGAUUCACAAGAUGGUCGCAAGGAGGAAGCGAGCUCGUUCCCGAUUAAAAUUGAGCUCCAGGAGGGGCUCCCGGACAUGUACAAGCCGUCUUGGAUGUGCGUACAAAAUUUGGUCGGUCUGGAAAAGCCAAAAAAGAAAUGGAAUAGGAUCAAGGGACAUUUCGUUUGCCCCAAUUGCUCUAGAUCUUACAUUAGGAAAGACUCGUUACAGAGACAUUUGACAUACGAAUGCGGAAAGGAGCCGCAGUUUCAAUGUCCCUUUUGUCCCCAAAAGUGCAAACGCAAAGCGCACCAAAUCAGACACAUUCGCCGGCAGCACAAAGACAAAAUAGGUAUUAUGGAGGAGAAUAAUCCGGAGCUUAAGUUGGAUAAUAUAGAAUGAGCGCCGAUGUUGUUUAUGGAUAGAAUCUUAAGUAGACUUAGUUAUGUUAUAAAGCGAUAUAUAUUUUUGGAGGAUGUAUUUACUCUGUAUGUUGUAAGUUGAGCACUGUCACACCUUGAAUCUGUCAAGACUGAGAUCCAUUGGUCACUGAUUCAUAUUUCUAUUCUAGGAUUACCAUACAGAUUACCUUUUCCUAUGUCGUUGAUAAAGGUAUUUGGAUAAUCAUUUACAAAAACUGUAUUGUUAAAAAUACUUAUAUAUAAUAAAAUUAUAUUUUUACGGUUUAUUCAAAAACAAAUAGCUGUUUAUAUAUAUUUUUAUAAAUUGCCAAAGUUAUGUAUAUAUCCAAGUUUCGUUACUUGGAAUUUUUAUCAAAAAAUAUCAACUUCAAUUUAUGUAGCUUAGCUAGUUGAUGAUGGUGCAUACGAAAAAUAAGUUGGUGCGACAAAUAACUCAAUAACCAAAGUUUGCUUUAAAAUUUCCAGAUGACAAUACGGAAGGGACGUUAACUAGCUUUGGUACCUAAAUUGGUAUGUGGUGGAAGGUGUUCACCAAAAACUGAAUGCACAUAUGUUGGCGGUUUGUGAUAAAUUACGAGCCGACAUAUUAAUUAUAUUUAACAUCAUCUUUAUAUUACUCUUUUUUAAUAUAGUGUUUCGGUUUUAUUAAUAUUUAUGUACUUGUAUUAAUUUACUUUUAUUUUACUUUUUUCAAGAAUAAUAUGUUAUCUAUUUACGCGUAUAUGUGUUAUUACCAAUAUUUGUAUAUUUUUCCA